Culicoides brevitarsis is the source of this 3624-nucleotide messenger RNA. It is a transcript of the gene Taf3, whose product is annotated as transcription initiation factor TFIID subunit 3. The record is from RefSeq and is a predicted model, not a curated record. The transcript is spliced from 6 exons. Lineage: Eukaryota; Metazoa; Arthropoda; Insecta; Diptera; Ceratopogonidae. The coding region runs from base 179 to 3460 and encodes 1093 amino acids. Gene Ontology annotation, biological process: positive regulation of transcription by RNA polymerase II. Gene Ontology annotation, molecular function: p53 binding; transcription factor binding; protein heterodimerization activity. Gene Ontology annotation, cellular component: transcription factor TFIID complex.
AAUCCCUUGAAAUUCGCAAUUUUAGCUGCAAAAUAAGUGAAAUUUCAAGAAUUUACAAUGUGCGGCAUCGAAUAAACACAAAGUUUGUCGUCAAAGCGUUGAAUUUACGCGAAAAAGUCAAAAUAUAAAAGUCAUUUGGGUGUUUUCCCUCACAAAAAAAAACGCCGUAUCAGCAAAAAUGCCUCAAUCGAAUCAAGCGUACACAAAUCAGCUACUAAAAGUGGUCGUUGCUCAAAUAUGCCAAACAAUUGGGUUCAAUUCCAUUCAAUCGACCCCCAUGGAGGUCAUGACGGAUGUCUUGCACAACUACAUCCGCGAGUUGUGUGUCCUCACGAAGGAUUAUGCAGAGCAUUACAAUCGCACGGAGCCCAAUUUGGAAGACGUGACCUUGGCAUAUCGCGAAAUGAAGAUAAAUUUCAACGAAUUACGCGAAUACAUGGAAUACGUUGACCCAAUUCCCUUUGCUUUGGCAGUUCCGAAGUAUCCGUUGCCCAAAGAGUCGCAUUUGAACUUUCUCAAACCGGGAAGUCAAGAAGUUCUUACACGUCCCAUGCAUAUCCCGGAAUAUAUGCCUCCAAUGCAGCCUGAACCCGAAGAGGAGCAACAAGUGGCAAAUACUGAUGAAAAUUCCGCCGUUGAAGAACAAAGUGGCGCCAUCAAGGAUGAGUUGAUGUUGAGUCCAACAGCUCUAAAUCCGCCACAAAGUGCAUUUCCGUUCAAAAAACCGCCAGAUUUGCCGAUGCCCGCUGCUUUGGGUGCUUCGGAGGCACAACGUCACUUGAAAUUCGACGGCGGAUUGAAAGAAACUCGUGAAAUUUCGUCAGUUUUCAUGACAACAUCGGGUUUUAUCUCGCCAUCGCGCGAAGGAAAGCUUCCCGACUCAAAGCCACCCAUAAUAAUUCCCGAUAAGCGACCUUCGCCGCCUCCGCAACCAAUUCCCGUGGCACCAUUGAGUGUCAGUCAGAUGGAUAACAAGUUCGAAGAGAAGCCUACGAAGAAAAAGGGACAUGAAACGGAAAAGAAAGAGAAGAAAAAGAUCAAAAAGGAACUUUUUCAUCCGCCAACUGCACCGCCAGUCAUGCAUCAAGCGCCAUCGCAAGUCGCCGAACCUCCAAUUCGUCAAGUUCCUGUCGCCGCAAUGCCUUCUGCCAAUAUUCCGCCGCAAAUGCAGCAAAGACCGCAAUUUCCCUUCGCCUCAGAAGACAUCAAACCACCAACGCAACUCGCAACGCCUCCUUCAGGUCCUCGCAAACCUGGUCGUCCUCGAAAAUCUGAAUCGUUAACACCCGGCGCAGGUCCUAUCCCUGCCGAUAAAAUCAAAAAACCUAAAAAUCCGGAUGCCAAACUCAUUAAACAGAUCAAAAAACAAGUAGCAGCGGGAAUUUUACCAGCGUUGCCGAUUCAAGAGUUGCUUGCGCAUGUAAAGGCACAAAAUCCGCAAGUUCAGGCACCUCAACAACGCUUCAUGCCUGGCUCAUCAAUGUCAAAUCCCCAAAUAUCCCCGAGCGGAGGUGCGAAUUUACCAUUUUCGCCGCCAAAAAUCAUGCCGGGACAGCAUUUCGAGGGAAAAGUCACGAGCGAAUCGGAAAAGUCAAAGUUGAACAUCUUCAAGAAGAUGCCGUCGUCGUCGAAAAUGGUCCAUCACGAUUUUCCGAUGAUGAAAUCGGAAGUUUUUCCGCAUAGUUCUGAGGUAUCGCCGCAGAAGAAGCAAUUUAGACCGGAAUUUGAUUUCCCCACGACUCCCGUGAACAUGAUGAACAAAAGUAUGGAGUUCAAUAGGAGUCCCAUUGAGGAUUUGACGAUGCCCACAACACCGCAAUAUAUGCCACGAACACCGGAUGUCAAAGGAAGCGGCGGAUGGAAGCCCGGCAAAGAGGAAAAGAAGAAAAAGGAAAAGCCCGAGAAGAAAAUUAAAAAGAUCAAAACACCUCCGUUGAUGCCGUUCUUCAAUCCGGGUCCCGAUAUGCCGCUGAAUCGAAUGCAAAUACCCGGAAUGCCUUUUCCACAGAUGCCCGGGUCUUCAAUGCAACAAACGCCGCAGCAACAACAACAACAACAACAAUCGCGUUUCCCAUUUUUCCCGAAUUUAAUUCCCAGUGGUCCGGGAUUGAUUCCGAACAACGCAUUUUUGCCGGGUUUUGGAAAUCCCGCGCAAUUUGGAGCGCCGCCCUUUAACAUCCCAAAUCUCUUUCCGAACGACAUUCUUCAGAGUUUCAACAAAAUUCGUACUCAGCUGGAUCAGCAUCAACAGCAUCAGCAACAGGCAUCGACUUCCGCUCCCAUGAAGGAUAAAUUCCAAGAGCAACUGAUGGAAAUGAAGCAAUCGCAAUGCAAUGUGCCGUCGUUGUUGCCGCCAACGGUACUCGAUGCACCGCUGAAAAUGCGUGCAGAUUCGCCGCCGUCCCUCAUGCGCUUGCCCAAAGAUACUGUCGCGAUCCCCAUCGAGCAACAGGACUUGGCAGGUCCCUCACGAAAGAUGACUGUGGAGAAAUUGGACGAAAUUAGUGUAAAAACGGAAUACAAACCGGCUCCAGUUGCUGUUGAAGCGCCCGUGAAUUUUGAUACCGUUGACCUGACGUCUCCAUCGGACUUGAACAAAGACGAAAAAGAGUCCAAAAAGGAUAAAAAGCUGAAAAAGGAAAAGAAAAAGAAAAAAGAUAAAAUUAAAGACAAAGAUGGAAGUAUCGUCAAGGACAAGAGCGAACGGAAAAAGGACAAAGAAGAACGAAAACGAGAGAAAAAAGAAAAACGUCGCGAAAAGGAACGUCUCGCAAUGGAACAAAAUAAAUUCUUGUCCAGCAACACAGAUAGCAUCGAUAAUUCCGAUAGCUCGUUAGCCUCCGUCCCGAAAUUGACACUAAAAUUAGGCGUUUCCGGUGACUCACGUCCCAAUACUCCGGAUAUCCCCAAAAAAAUGACCAUCAAAUCGACAUUCAAGAAAGAUCCAGAGGUAGGAAGUCCCUUGCAGAUGACGAUCAGCAGCAGUCAACGAGAAUCGUCACCAGAAUUGGCAAAGUUUAGUGCGCUAGUCACUCAUCCACCAAAGCAAAAGUCGAGUCAUAAACGAAAACAUGACGAUGAUGUGUUCUCAGGUGAUGAAAGUCGAAAACAUCUCAAGUCUCCAGGAGGAAGUGGAGGAGAAUCGAAGAAACAUAAGAAAACAACACCGACGCCAUCGACAAGUUUGGCUCCCAGUGAGGGAAUGAAAUUAGCUAAAGAGGAAGAUGGGCAACAAAUUUGGAUUUGUCCAGCAUGUGGGCAGGUAGAUAAUGGUACUCCAAUGAUUGGAUGUGAUGGUUGUGAUGCAUGGUAUCAUUGGGUUUGUGUUGGAAUCACUGUCCCGCCAGACGUCAACGAGGAUUGGUACUGUCGCGUCUGCAUCAGUCGAAAGCAAGACUCCCACGGCAGCGAAAAGAAAAAGAAACGCAAGAAAAACAAGGAAAAGGGCGAAAAAAUCUAAAAAAAAAUUGUCUAUUUUAAUGAAACAUUAUAAGUUAAGUUUAUAGCCGUUUAUUAAAAAAAAAUCCAAUUAAAAACAGGAAAAUUUGACCUAAAUUAUUUGUUUUAUAAAAAAAAGGAAAAAUUCAAACAAUAAAUAAUAUCUUGAAAUCGACAAAAAAUCCA